AUGACCGAACCAACGCCCCCCAUCGAACAACACCCACCAUCCUCAAGCACAACCACAAAUCCCCCGCCCACCACGACCACAACAACAGCAACGACAACCACAACCCUGCCCCGAAUCACAAUCAAAUACUGCACGCAAUGUAAAUGGAUGCUCCGAGCCGCUUAUUUCGCCCAGGAACUUCUCUCGACGUUUUCGACCAGUCUUGGCGAGGUUGCUCUUGUGCCGUGCACGGGGGGCACGUUUAUCGUGAGUAUUACUAGUUUGUCUGAGACGGAGGUGCGGGAGAGUGUGCUCUGGGAUCGGAGGGUUGAUGGUGGGUUUCCGGAGGUCAAGGUGCUCAAGAGUCGGGUGAGGAAUGUGGUUGAUCCACAGAGGGAUUUGGGCCAUACAGAUCGGGCCUUGAGGAAGGAGCAUGGGGAUAGUCAACAACAGAGUCAAGAAAAGAAAACGGAAAAGUGUGAGGAUUGUCAGGCUUAG
Messenger RNA from Aspergillus fumigatus Af293, 477 nucleotides. RefSeq names its product selenoprotein domain protein. Bases 1 to 477 code for a protein of 158 amino acids. Lineage: Eukaryota; Fungi; Ascomycota; Eurotiomycetes; Eurotiales; Aspergillaceae. The record is from RefSeq and is a predicted model, not a curated record. The transcript has 3 exons.